GCAUUCAGAAAGUAAACACUACUGUUUGCCCUAUUUAAGACACAUCCACACAAGAUGGUCUUCAGAGAACCUAGAGGGGAAGGAUCAGGACCAAACAGCCCAGAAGACCAGAAGCAUUGGCAACAUUCACCAUGGCUAGGCUCUGUGUUUUCCUGAUGGUCCUGGCAGUGAUGUGCCACUGGUCAACCUACUGUCUAGGAUGUGACCUGCCUCAGACUCAUAACCUCAGGAACAAGAGAGCCUUGACUCUCUUGGUACAAAUGAGGAAACUCUCUCCUCUUUCCUGCCUGAAGGACAGAAAGGACUUUGGAUUCCCCCUGGAGAAGGUGGAUGCCCAGGAGAUCCAGAAGGCUCAAUCCAUCCCUGUCCUGAGUGAGCUGACCCAGCAGAUCCUGAACAUCUUCACAUCUAAGGAGGCAUCUGCUGCUUGGGAGGAAACCCUCCUAGACAAAUUCUGCUCUGGCCUCCACCAGCAACUGAAUGAUCUGCAAGGCUGCCUGAUGCAGCAGGUGGGGGUGCAAGAACCUCCCCUGACCCAGGAAGACUCCCUGCUGGCUGUGAAGAAAUACUUCCACAGGAUCACUGUGUACCUGAGAGAGAAGAAACACAGCCCCUGUGCCUGGGAGGUGGUCAGAGCAGAAGUCUGGAGAGCCCUGUCUUCCUCAGCCAAGUUACUGACAAGACUGAGUGAGGAGAAAGAGUGAGUCCUGAGCCAAAGUGGAGAGGACUAUCCUGGACUA
This is a messenger RNA of Grammomys surdaster, 740 nucleotides long. RefSeq names its product interferon alpha-1-like. Gene Ontology annotation, molecular function: cytokine activity; type I interferon receptor binding. The coding region runs from base 132 to 704 and encodes 190 amino acids. The transcript has a single exon. Lineage: Eukaryota; Metazoa; Chordata; Mammalia; Rodentia; Muridae. Gene Ontology annotation, biological process: adaptive immune response; B cell proliferation; response to exogenous dsRNA. The record is from RefSeq and is a predicted model, not a curated record. Gene Ontology annotation, cellular component: extracellular region.